AUGGAAUCUGCUGGUGCUGCUUCACGCGUACUGUGCAGCCUGCUGAUGCGUUACAGCUGGAGUGCCGCCGAGCCGACAUAUUCCGACACUCGCCUGACGAAUAUCCAUGCAGCACAGCGCUUUUAUUGGGCACUAAAUGAUCAUCGGCUGUGCUGCGACGCGUUGCUCGAUUGGUCCUAUAAAUCAGUUAUUUCAUGCUGCACACAUUUCGUCCGGUUCAUAGCCGGCUCGAUGCAACGAUAA
Molecule: messenger RNA, 243 nt
Organism: Gongylonema pulchrum
Lineage: Eukaryota; Metazoa; Nematoda; Chromadorea; Rhabditida; Gongylonematidae
Source: the annotation of a GenBank genome assembly